AUGUCUCUGGCUCAGGAAGCUGCUCUAGUUGAAUAUUGUGACAACGAAGAAUAUAAUGACAACUUUUCAAACGAGAAGAAGUCUAGCAACGACGCAGGGGGUUUUAGACAUUUUUUUCUCAGACCUGAAUUGAUCAGAGCAGUAAACGAUGCAGGUUUUGAACGACCUAGUAAAGUUCAGCGUGAGGCCAUUCCUCACGCCAUCACAGGUGCAGAUUUGUUGUGUCAGGCGAAAAGUGGAAUGGGUAAAACGGCUGUUUUUGUGCUUUCGAUUCUCAACCAGUUAAAUAUUUCUGUGCUGGGCAACAACGUCGCAUGUGUCGUAAUUGCCCACACAAGAGAAUUAGUGUUGCAAAUCAAAAACGAGUUCGUGCGUUUUGGAAAAUACAUUCUAGAACUGCGCUGCGCUGCUUUUUACGGAGGAUCUCCUAUAAAGGAGAACCUCGACCUUUUCAAAAGUCCUUCUACUGUUCCUCAUAUAAUCAUUGGAACACCUGGUCGUCUUUGGGGUAUCGACAUAGAGCGGGUUAAUAUAGUUAUUAACUACGACGUGCCAGACUCUAGCGACUCCUAUCUUCAUCGCGUUGGUCGAGCAGGACGUUUUGGCACUAAAGGACUUGCUAUUACUUUCGUCACCUGCGGCGAAGAUGAAAAACUACUCGAAGAGGUUCAAAAUAGAUUUGAAACCAAACUAGAACCAAUGCCUGAAAUCAUUGAUUCAUCUCUCUAUAUCGCCUAA
Dermatophagoides pteronyssinus (European house dust mite) is the source of this 738-nucleotide messenger RNA. Its product is annotated as DEAD-box ATP-dependent RNA helicase 56-like. The record is from RefSeq and is a predicted model, not a curated record. NCBI's taxonomy places the organism in Eukaryota, Metazoa, Arthropoda, Arachnida, Sarcoptiformes, Pyroglyphidae.